This is a messenger RNA of Neogale vison (American mink), 912 nucleotides long. Its product is annotated as olfactory receptor 13G1-like. The record is from RefSeq and is a predicted model, not a curated record. The coding region runs from base 4 to 912 and encodes 302 amino acids. Gene Ontology annotation, cellular component: membrane. Lineage: Eukaryota; Metazoa; Chordata; Mammalia; Carnivora; Mustelidae. Gene Ontology annotation, biological process: G protein-coupled receptor signaling pathway. Gene Ontology annotation, molecular function: olfactory receptor activity; G protein-coupled receptor activity. The transcript has a single exon.
GCAAUGAACCAGACAUGGGUCACUGAAUUCCUCAUUCUGGGAUUCUCAGAAACACCUCAGCUGCAAAUGCUGCUCUUUCCUGCCUUCCUCCUCCUCUACAUGGCGGCCCUCUCUGGAAACCUGCUCAUCGUGGUGGUCAUUGUCUCCAGCCCUGCCUUGCACACUCCCAUGUACUUCUUCCUGGUGAACCUGGCCAUGGUGGACAUCCUCUGCACCUCCACGAUCCUGCCUAAGCUGCUGGGCAGCAUGAUGGCCGGCAGGACCAUCUCCUAUGGAGGCUGCAUAGUGCAGCUUUUUUUCUUCACCUGGUCCCUGGGGGCUGAGCUACUGCUCUUCUCUGCUAUGGCCUAUGACCGCUAUGUGGCCAUCUGCUGGCCCCUGCGCUACAGCGCCCUCAUGGACCCCAGGGUGUGCAGGCUCUUGGCCAUGGCUGUGUGGACAGUCAGCCUAGCCAACACCAGUGUACACACUGGCCUCCUGCUGCACCUGCCCUUCUGCCACUCCAACGUGGUCCAACACUUCUUCUGCGAGAUCCCCCCUCUGCUGAAGCUCUCCUGCGCCCCGACACACCUGAAUGAAGUGAUGGCCUUCACUGCAGACAUUAUCCUGGCAGUGGGGAACUUCUCUGUGAUCAUGCUCUCCUACGUCUGCAUCAUGGCCAGCAUCCUGCGCAUCCGCUCCGCAGCGGGCAAGCGGCGGGCCUUUUCCACCUGCUCCUCCCAUGUCCUGGUGGUCACCUUGUAUUACUCCACUGUCAUCUACACCUACAUCCGCCCAGCAUCCAGAUACUCACUGGACAAGGACAAGGUGGUCUCUGUCAUCUACACUUCGGUGGCCCCCUCCCUGAACCCCCUUAUCUACUCCCUGAGGAACACGGAUGUCAAAGUUGCCCUCAGGAGACUGUUCUCCUGA